UCAGCCACACUCCUAAAUUAUAUUGUAUACCGCCUUUUCAGCUUCUUCUGCCCAUGAUCACAAUAUGCUAAAUUCUUUCCAUUAUUUUUCCCAACUGAAAGAUUAUCUCAAACCAGUCUCUCACAAGCUAUCGUUUGGAUGCUUCUCAAUUCCACAAUCCAUUCGGCUAAGUGGAAAGAAAGUUUGUCAGAAAAAUGACUUCAAAUCGUGAAUGGAUGUACAAAAGGUUAACUAGAGGUUUGUAUAAUCCAGAAUUCGUAAGGGAUGUUGAGCAAUUUAUUGAGUUUGCAAAGAAUCAUCGGGAAGAGAGGGAUGGUGAGAGACUAAGGUGCCCAUGUAACCAAAAAAAGUGUCAGAAUAGAAAUUUUGAAGAUGUUCUUACGGUCCACAAACAUUUAUUGCGGGACGGCUUUGUACCUGGAUAUCAUAUAUGGUACUUGCAUGGAGAAAAUGAGGUUACUAGAAAUAUAGUUCAACAUGAAGAGAUGCACAAUUGGGAUCAGACUAUGAAUACUGCAUCAGUAAAUGUGGGUGCAAUUGAUGAGCCUGGAUCACCUACUUCAUACCAUAGAAUGGUCCUUGACGUCGCUGGCCCCUCAUUCGAUCCGAAUGAUAUGGAUGAAUUACCGAAUCCUGAUGCGCAGAAAUUUUAUGAUAUGAUUGAUUCUGCAAAUCAAGAGAUAUGGCAUCUAGGGGAGGUGGAGCACGUAGAUAUGCUGAAAACAGGAAUGCAAACACACUGAGAUCUCCUGAGAUGUUGAGUCCUACAUCUAAUUAGUCAUCAUUAUCACCUGAACCUCCAGUUAUAGAAACACCACAUUCGGAUGCAGCUAUAAACAGAUCCUUACCAUCUUCAUCUUCUGAUCUUGGUACACCUGGAGAUGAAAUCCAAACAACUAGUUCGUCAAACACAAUUGGUGGUAACCGUAUCCCUAUUACAAUCGUCCUUGGAGGAACGAUACAAGGGUAUGUUAUCUGAAGCAAGAGCUUGUGAGAAGAAGCGCAAACAUAUUCCAGUAUCUAUUUGGGAGAGCUGGAAGCCUCACUGGGAGACUAAGGCUUUUCAAGCCAAGUCUACACAAUGCUCAAGGAAUCGACUAAGUGAAAAAGGUGGUGAAGGGUCUGGUCCCUCACGCCAUACAGGAGGCUCUAGAGCUCACCGAGAACAUGCAAGACUACUGGCUAAAGAACUAGGAAGACCAGCUCAUCCACAUGAGCUUCUGAAGAAGACACAUGUCAAGGCGAACAAGGAGUUUGUGGACCAGAAAUCUAAGAGCACAUAUGAUGCCAUAAUGUCUAAAAUUGUAUCUGCGUCUCAGCCUGAAGAUAGGUCCAGUAAGCCUCCUGAAGUUGAUUACUCACAAAUUUAUUUGGAGGAAGUCGGUGUUAAGAAGACGCACAUUUAUGGUCUUGGUUCUCAAGCUCCUUUCUAUGGGCAUGUUGGUGCAUCCUCCAGUUCGAUAUCUCCACUUCAAGAUAUAGACUUUAAUGCUCGGGUGAAUGAAUGUGCCGGGCAUCGUUUGCAAGAAAUUAAGGAAGAGAUGAAACAUGAGAUGAGAUCAGAGAUCAGAGAAGAGAUUAGACAAGAAAUGAAAGAAAAAAUGCGAGAAGAACUGCGUGAAGAAAUGAGACACGAAAUGCAACAAGAGGUGCGUGAGCAAGUUGAUCUACUACUCCAAAAUCGUCUGUCUGUCCUCAUAGGUGGCUUACCUACACCGCCUUCUCGUAGACCUGACUCGCCGUCAAAUGACAUGAUUUAGAUUUAUUUUAGCUUCUUUUAUGUUAGACGUGUCUUGGAUUCUGCUUUCAAUUUUAUGAUAGAUGUUAUAUUAUUUAUAAAGUUCUAAUAUGUUUUUUGUUU
Messenger RNA from Nicotiana tabacum (common tobacco), 1861 nucleotides. The record is from RefSeq and is a predicted model, not a curated record. NCBI's taxonomy places the organism in Eukaryota, Viridiplantae, Streptophyta, Magnoliopsida, Solanales, Solanaceae.